AUGGACUCGGGCGCCCGCCCCAUUGGCAAGGCGUCCCUGAAGAACCCCUUCGUCGGGCUGCACCACGGGUCGCGGCAGGCGAGCGUGAAGUACUGCCUCUGGGAGGUGCUGCGCGAUUUCCCGAAUGGCCUCAACGUGACGGAGAUCGUGAGGGAGCUGGAGCACCGGGACUUGAGGGAUUUUUCCGGCAGGAAAAAUGUGCCGGGUCAGGUUUCAUGCGACCUUGUCCGGCAUCGUGACCAUUUCAUACAUGACCCCGACCGGAAGCUGUGGUUCAUCCGGCCUCUGGCGCCCCCUGGUGUGGCCGGCCACGUGCCAAGGAAACCACAGAGGGGACGGCCCCCUAAAGCUGCCACGUUGGUGCGAAGGGGACAAAAGCCACAUGGCAGGGCGAUCGUUGGGUGCAGAGUUAGCGUGUGGUGGGCCGGCAACUGCAAAUUCUUCGAUGGCACGAUAUCAGCAUAUGAUGUGCACAAUGACACCUACACUGUGCUGUAUGACGAUGGGGACACAGAUGAGGCGCUGCAGUUCAAGAACUUCGACGUACUGUUUGCAGGCAUGAACGUUGAUUGUGUUCGUGUCUUGGAGACGGAUAAGGACGAAAUCGAGCAGGCAGCUAACACCAUCACACAGCUGGCCGCCGCGGGGAUGUACUCUGCUUGUGCAGGUUCAUUGCAAGGUGCUGCUCUCUAUGAAGGAAUUCCGCAUACUGGUGCUCCUCAUGACAGUGGCACUACACACAAUGGUACUCUGAAUGAUGCUUUGGUGAUCAAAAGCGCAGCGGGGGCGGCUCGCAGUGGCGCCGUCUGUCAUUCUGAUCGUGAUGUGGCGAUGACAGAAAACGGGCAGAAGUGUGAAGAGCCAGAAGGGUCGAUGCCGGCAGACGUAGGUCGGUCCAGCUCUCCGCCCCACCCAUCUUCAUCUCCAGCCACCAGUCUCCACAUAUCCUGCCUCCCAUCGCAGCCUCCUGCUUCGCAUGACUUGGCGACUGCUGCAAUCCGAUGGGCGGACCGCAUGGCCAAUUUGAUGACUGCUUAUCGAGCACGCCAGGUGGACAUCAACGACCUAUUCAACCGCAUGCGCGGCCACGUGCCGGAUCCCAUCCACACCAACACGGCGUUGGGGGACCUCGCGAAGCGGGUGGAGGCUGCGGGGCGUGACUCUGGCAUGAUGGCUCACCCCCUUGAGUCUGAGCGACCCGGCGCCCACCGGCUGCUGCGAUUCUGCAUGGAGGCCUUCCUGCGCCUGGCGCCCGGGGUGGACGCAUCGCUGCAGGAGGCGCUGGGCUACGCGGAGGACCUGUCCAGCCAUGUGCUGUCGCGCUGCCCGAGCGGCAAGCGCGGUGCGGGGCAGGCCAUCCUCGCGUCGACGGAGCCGGAGCGCGACGACGACUUGGUGCAGAGGCUGCGGCUCGCGGAGAGGCGGCUGCGGCAGCUGGUGGACCUGUUGUGA
Messenger RNA from Ostreobium quekettii, 1452 nucleotides. The record is from the annotation of a GenBank genome assembly. Lineage: Eukaryota; Viridiplantae; Chlorophyta; Ulvophyceae; Bryopsidales; Ostreobiaceae.